This is a messenger RNA of Synchytrium microbalum, 1419 nucleotides long. RefSeq lists its product as uncharacterized. The transcript has 4 exons. The record is from RefSeq and is a predicted model, not a curated record. NCBI's taxonomy places the organism in Eukaryota, Fungi, Chytridiomycota, Chytridiomycetes, Synchytriales, Synchytriaceae. The coding region runs from base 1 to 1419 and encodes 472 amino acids. Gene Ontology annotation, biological process: polyketide metabolic process.
AUGGCCCAGGAACCGUCUUCAAACGCCGUCCCACUGUCUAUGGCAUUCAAACAUCCUGAAGAAUACUAUGCUGACAAUGCCGUCAUUUGCUACUUGCCGACUGGUGCUGGUGCUUCUGGAAUUGAUGCCAUCAAGGACUUUUAUGCCUCCUACAAUUCUCAAACUCGAAACCUCAUGUCCGAGGAAGUCAUCUCGUCCUUCUCUUCUCCUGAUGGUCGAACGGUCAUGCUCGAGUCCAUCUUGACUUGUAUUCAUGAAAGUGCUAUGGAUUGGGUACUUCCAAAUGUCAAGGUCACUGGCAAGAGGAUCCAAAUUCCAACGGUCACUAUUGCCGUAUUUGAUGAAGAAGGAAAGAUUGAACAACAACGAACCUACUGGGAUCAAGCUAGUGUAUUGAAACAAAUCACCGUAUUGCCUCAAUCUCUACACUGUAAAGCCAAUGGAGCGGAAACUACCCUUCCAGUACUCAACGGUCGAAUUGCUGAUCUCGUAAGAGGCUUUGGCAAUAUGAAUACUCUAGGUGCAGAUCGUCAAGUCGCUGCUGGAAUGACUUCUGCACAAGCAAAUGCAGACCAUGUAGUAGCUCAAAAUGCUAGGGGCAAAAAGAAUGUCGCUCAUGGUAUCUUGCCAGAAGGUGAAGACGACUUGACUGCUCCUCUCCGCACCCGUAGUAGAUUAGCAUCAGCAAACCCAACUCAACCUUUUGCACAAGACGAUGAUGAACCCGAACAAGUAAACAAUAGUGUUGAACGUCGUCAUCCAAACUCUAUUGUACCUCAAGGAGAUGUACCCGUAUCAACCCAUCGUCCAACUGCAGCAACUGGCCAAGGAGUUGCUGGCGUAUUUGGUGGUGGCAAUGACGAUUCAACCUCUCGUCCAUCUACUCGUGUGCAUCAGGCACCAGGUGGCGAGACUCACUUCAACAUCUUCUCGGGUAAUAAUACUCGUGAACCCGUACGCAGCUCAGUCGCUGUUGAUCCAACCCGAAACAAGGGAUCCGUAGACCUCUUUAAAACAGCAAGCAAUCCACCACCUCGUCAAUCUGCAAACGGUCGUCGUGAUCCCAACUGGUCUUCUAUUGGAAGUAUGGACUCUGAUAUAUCCGCUGCUGGAAGUGUUACAGGUACCCCCGCUCAUACUGGUCGUCGUCUCGUACCCGGAUCCAAUAAAUCUCACUUUGAGUUUGGAAGCGACAAUACCGAAGUUCCCAUCCACCAUGGUCGUAAAUUCUUUGCCGACUCCAAUAGUAGCAGUAUCUCGUUUGGUAGUGAUCUUGAUCAUGUAGAAGAUCAACGUAGUAAAAGACCUUCAUCGGUACGUGAUCCCAAUGCUCGCAGCACCGAAAAUACUACUCAUCAACGUCCCUCUUCUCGUGUAUUGAAUGCUCCAGGUGGAAAGUCGAACUUCCAGUUUGGAUAA